Messenger RNA from Rubroshorea leprosula, 1899 nucleotides. The record is from the annotation of a GenBank genome assembly. Lineage: Eukaryota; Viridiplantae; Streptophyta; Magnoliopsida; Malvales; Dipterocarpaceae.
AAUUUGCAGAACCCAAAUUCUCCCACGGAAUCACAAGAAUACGUAGCCUUUUGUAUAUAAACAGUACCAAGAUAUAAUUAUAUAGAGGGGAGGGAAGAGAGAGAUGCUGAAUCUUUCGAUUUUCUCAUCCGCCAUGGAUGCAGUCGCAUGGAGAGGAUUGGGUUACACAGUCUUCAUACUUCAUUUCGUGUUGCUUUGUCAGCUCCUGCUCCUGCAGCCUCUCGUUUCUGCUUUAGAUGGCAAGGCAGGAAAUGCUGCUGAUUUGUUUGAGAGGGUUUCACAGAGCGUAAAAGUGAAGCACUACAGUGAGGCACUUAAUGAUCUUAAUGCUGCUAUUGAGGCAGAUCCAUCACUUUCAGAGGCAUACUUUCAUCGUGCAUCUAUUCUCCGUCAGCUGUGCCGAUAUGAGGAAUCUGAAAAGAACUACAAAAGGUUUCUGGAGCUAAAACCUAGAAAUCGAGUGGCUGAAAAGGAGCUUUCUCAAUUGCACCAGGCUGAGAGUGCUUUGGAAACAGCUUUCAGUCUCUUUGAUUCUGGAGAAUAUGGAAAAGCUUUAGAAUAUAUAGAUAAAGUAGUCCUUGUUUUUUCGCCAGCAUGUGCGAAGGCUAAACUUCUUAAGGUAAGGUUGUUACUAGCAGCAAAAGACUAUACUGGUGCAAUAUCAGAAACUGGGUACAUUCUCAGGGAGGAUGAAAAUAAUCUUGAGGCAUUACUCCUUCGUGGCCGUGCAUACUACUAUUUAGCAGAUCAUGAUGUUGCCCAAAGACAUUACCAGAAAGGUCUCCGCCUAGAUCCAGAGCAUGGUGAACUGAAGAAGGCAUACUUUGGAUUGAAGAAUUUACUCAAGAAGACUAAAAGUGCAGAAGAUAAUGUCAAUAAGGGAAAGCUGCGCCUUGCUGUAGAAGACUUCAAAGGAGCACUAGCUUUGGACCCUAAUCAUCUUGCACAUAAUGUACACCUUCAUCUUGGGUUGUGUAAGGUCUUGGUCAAGCUUGGGAGGGGAAAGGAUGCUUUAAGUUGUUGCAGUGAAGCACUUAACAUUGAUGGAGAGCUCACUGAAGCUUUAGUUCAGAGGGGUGAGGCUAAACUUUUAACAGAGGAUUGGGAAGGAGCUGUGGAAGAUUUGCAAGCAGCAGCUCAAAAAUCACCUCAGGAUAUGAGUAUCCGUGAAGCACUGAUGAGGGCUGAGAAGGCUCUGAAAAUGAGCCAACGGAAAGACUGGUAUAAAAUUUUAGGAGUUUCGAAGACUGCAUCUAUAUCUGAAAUAAAGCGCGCGUACAAGAAGCUAGCUUUGCAAUGGCACCCAGAUAAAAAUGUUGAUAACAGAGAAGAAGCAGAGGCCAAAUUUCGAGAGAUUGCUGCUGCAUAUGAGGUGCUUGGAGAUGAGGAAAAGCGAACAAGAUAUGACAGAGGAGAGGACAUUGAAGACAUGGGUAUGGGAGGUGGUGGUGGUUUCAACCCUUUUGGUGCUGGGGGACAGCAAUUCACCUUUCAUUAUGAAGGAGGCUUUCCUGGAGGAUUUGGAGGAGGCUUUCCUGGUGGGGGAUUUGGUUUUCAAUUUUGAUUUGCUGAAAGCUUACUCUCACCUAAUGCACAUUACAAAUGAUGCAGUUGUUUUCUCAAGCCCCUAACACCAAUCCGCCUUAAGCCUGACAGCUACAGGCAGUAUGUAACAACCAUCUGAUGUGAACAUUGUAUUCUUUAACAAAGUUCUGCCGACAUCGAAUAUCUUGAUUUUGAAAUUUAUCAGAUUACAAUAGGAAAUUGAUUAGCAUUUAAUUUAGUUGCAUCUUUCUUGUACUCUUCUUUAUUGAUAAACUCGAGUCCCAAAGAUAUGUAUCAUAAACUCCAUGGACUUUUCAUUCCUCUUCAAGGAUUUAAUAAAAUCAUGCUAUGAGU